This is a messenger RNA of Hyla sarda, 1041 nucleotides long. Its product is annotated as taste receptor type 2 member 9-like. The coding region runs from base 1 to 1041 and encodes 346 amino acids. Gene Ontology annotation, biological process: sensory perception of taste; detection of chemical stimulus involved in sensory perception of bitter taste; G protein-coupled receptor signaling pathway. NCBI's taxonomy places the organism in Eukaryota, Metazoa, Chordata, Amphibia, Anura, Hylidae. Gene Ontology annotation, molecular function: bitter taste receptor activity; G protein-coupled receptor activity. Gene Ontology annotation, cellular component: membrane. The record is from RefSeq and is a predicted model, not a curated record. The transcript has a single exon.
AUGAUAAAGUCUGUCGAUAAAUCACUUAGCAAAGACUUGAUGUGUUAUCAGAAUCCUCACAGUACAGGAGAGAUGGUUUAUACUACAGAGGGUGACCUGAUGGUCCUGUAUCUGGGUAUCCUGCCCCCAGCACUGAUCGCUCUCCUAGGUGGGCUUGUGAUACACUCGUUUAUUAUAGUCAUCAAUGUCACUGACUGGUUGAAUGGAAGAUCGGUGACUCCUGUUGACCACAUUAUAACUUCUCUUGGGAUUUCCAGGAUAUGCAAUCAAUGUGCUAAUACUCUACAUCUGUUGGUGCUCACACUCUUCUUGAGUAACCGGGAUUCACGUUUAACCCUGGUUCUUAUGGAUGCCUUUCAUUCUUUCUUUGCCUAUACCAAUGUUUGGUUAACAAGUCUUCUGUCCAUUGUCUUCUGUCUGAAGAUCUCCAACCUCCGCACCAGACUGUUCCUGUAUCUGAGGAGGAUGAUAGAUCAGAGGACUGUGCAUUUCAUUGUAGGAUCAGUUCUUCUCUCUGCUAUCAAUUGUUUGUUUCCUUUGUUGACAGCCAUCUCUAAGUUUACCAAAAGUGGGACCUACAAUGCAACCAUAGAUAAUCUAUUCAAGGAGUGCAGUGUAAUUAAACGUAUAUAUACUUAUACUAUUGGAGCUUCCAUCCCGAUGCUUUUCUUCUCCUUCUCCUCCAUCCUCCUCUUCACCUCGUUGUAUCGUCACAUAACAAAGAUGAAGAUGAGCGGGAACUUAUCCAUCAAUCUGGAGACAUAUUACUCAGCAAUGACAUUUGUAUCCAUCACCUUUAUGUAUCAGACUUUAUAUUUCACAGGUGAUGCUAUUUCUGUCAUGUAUUACAAUUAUUACUGUGUGCGCCUUUUAUGGCUUCAUAUCGCCAUGGGCUUUCUACCAGUUCUACAUUCCUCCUACCUGAUCUACAGAACGGCCAAACUGAGGAGUCACAUGUCCAAGGUUCUUCAGAAUGUCAUUGAUUUCUUAUUCCAAAGGAAAGAAACAGAAAUUAGAGAGGAUAUAGAAUUAGUGGGUUAA